CGAGUGAUAUACGACCGAGCUCGCCGUGCUCGCCAGAGAAAUGUGACUCGACACCAGAUGAGAGCGUGAAAAGACCGCGAAAGCGUCAUGGCAAAUGUUAAAGUUGCCAUUCGAGUCCGUCCUCUCACCGCAAGGGAGAGUGUGGAUGGAGGAAGGCUGGCUGUUCAGGUGGAGGAUAAGUUCGUGAGGAUCCGAAAUGUGAAGUUGGAUGGACGUUCAGAAGGAGCCGUGGAUUCCAGGGAGAAGCUUCUGGAGUUUUGUUUUGAUUACUGUUACUGGUCGGCGGACCCUGCAGACCCGCACCACGCUUCACAGGAGGAGGUAUUCCAGGACCUGGGUGUGUCGGUGCUGUCUGGAGCUUCUGAAGGAUACAAUGUGUGUUUGUUUGCCUACGGCCAGACAGGAUCCGGAAAGACUUACACCAUGAUGGGGACACCGGACUCCAUUGGCUUGACACCUCGUAUUUGUCAGGGUCUCUUUAGAAAUGACGACACCUUUCCUGAUGGGCAGAACUCAAGCAGAGUGGAAAUAAGCUUCUUGGAGAUCUAUAAUGAGCGCGUUAGAGACCUGCUGAGAGGGGUAGAGCAGAAGAAGAGAGCUUCACUGAGAGUCCGAGAGCAUCCAGAGAAAGGACCUUAUGUACAAGAUCUGUCGCAGCACGUGGUCUCGGACUGCAAACAGGCCAUGGACCUCCUGGAAGAAGGCAUCGCAAAUCGCAUGACCGCUGCAACACACAACCACGACGCCAGCAGCAGAUCCCACGCUAUCUUUACCAUUCAGUACACCCAGGCAACCCUGGAAAAUAAUCUCCCUUCAGAAACUGUCAGCAAGAUUAACUUGGUGGAUUUGGCUGGGAGUGAGCGCGCCGAUCCGAACUACUGCAGGGACAGACUGACCGAAGGUUCCAACAUCAACAAAUCACUGGUUACUUUGGGCAUCGUCAUAUCUGCUCUCGCUCAGAACUCCCAGAUGUCGAGCAGCUGCCAGAGUAUCAACAGCGUGGCCUCUGAAGGCGACAGCAGCACGGUGGGAAGCCACAGCAGCUCCCUGUCGGGCGGAGGCGGAGGCGGGAGGAGGCACUGCUUCAUUCCGUACCGAGACUCAGUCCUAACCUGGCUUUUGAAAGACAGCCUCGGUGGGAACUCAAAAACCAUCAUGAUUGCAACGGUUUCACCAUCCGCUACUUGUUACAAUGAGACCCUGAGCACCCUGCGCUAUGCUGCCCACGCCAGAAACAUUGUCAACAAGCCUCGUGUUAAUGAGGAUGCACAUGUUCGACUCAUCAGGGAGCUGAGAGAGGAGAUUAACAGACUGAAGAGCAUGCUGCUCAGCUUUGAAAUGCAGCGUAAUCCCAGUCCAUCGCUGAGUGAUGACAGGGAUGGAAAUCUCUCUGAAAUGGUGCUACAAAACGAACUAAAGGUGGAGCAGCUGACAAAGGACUGGUCGGAGAGCUGGAGGGACAAGAAGGAGCUCCUGGAGGAGUACAGUGUGGACAUCAACAGAGACCGGGCUGGUUUUCUCAUCAACUCACUCGAGCCACACCUGGUUGCCCUCGAUGGAGACGUUCUCAGCACUGGAGUCGUCUUCUAUCACCUGAGGGAAGGAGUCACCUGUAUUGGACCUCAGAGCCAAUCUGAAGAACCUCACAUAGUCCUGCAGGGAAACGCCAGCUGUGAGAUUGAAAACCACAGGGGUGUGGUAAUGUUCAGACCGUCACCGGGCUGCGUCUGUCUGCUCAACGGCAGAGAGGUCACUGAGCCCUGCAGGCUGGCUCAAGGGACAGUAAUUACUUUGGGAGGAGUGCAUAAGUUCCGCUUCAACCACCCUGCAGAGGCAGCUGUCCUUCGGGAACGGAGACGGGCCAGUGAAGGUGGCAUGACUUGCACAUACAUUGACCUCUGUGCUUCGGCCCCUCAUGACAGCGUUAAGGAAGAAGAGCUGCCGGGGCAGCUCAGCGCCUGUGUCUCCCCUGCCGAGGAGCCCACUGCCAGGCUGCGGGUGGAGGAACAGAAGCGCUACGUAGAGAUUUUGCGACGGGAGAUUCAAGCUGAACAGAGGCGGGCGGAAAAAGAGCUGGAAAGAGAGCAGGCCCACCUCCGACAGCAGCACACCGAGGUCCAGCAGUGGAUUUUGCAGGAGAAAAGUCGUCUGACAGCUGGAGAGCAACCAAUCACCCAAGAGUCUGGGGUUCAAGCAGACCUCAUCCCAACGUCCUUUCUGGAGAGAAUAUCUAGUCAGGUGUCAGGGGAUCAGGAGGAUACUAUAUUGGACUUUACAUCCCAGGUGGUUAGGGCCAAGAAGAAGGCAGUGCAGGAAGAGUUACUCAAGCAUCACGCCCUCUGCCGUGCAGAGAGCCGCAUCCGUCGGAAGAGGCUGCAGUUUCAGCUGCAGAGAAUCGCCUGCAAGCGGCAGCUGCUGGAAGCGAAGAGGGAAUUACAGCAGCUGGAAAAAGCAUUGCCUCCUGGACCAGACAGCCCAGACUCUCCUGAGCUUGAAUCACCAUCAAAGUCAAGAGGAGGACUGCAUGAUUCUCGUCGACACUCGUUUUCAGCAGAUCUUUUAUCGCGGCUCUACCCACAGCACACGCCUGUCUUCAGACACUUCUUAAAGAGAAACAGAUCUGCUGAAGCCACUUUAAGUUCAUCAUCACCUUAUUCCAUUGGCAGCAGGAAGUGGGUCUCAGAUGAGUGUCUUCCUCGUGAAAGAACCCAAAGUUGUUCCAACUCUUUGGCGUCGGGACAAAGUCAGUCCUGUCACAAUCCAGUAAACUCAUCUGAAAGCGUCACACAAAGAGCCAAAGAAGAACCACGUGCCCGUCCGUGCAGGGAACGACCAGAAAGAAAACCUCUUCUGCCAAACCGAAGCCUGUCUUUUAGGAACAGGUUGCAUCAGAACUCAACAAAUACACUGAAGUCCACACUGGAAACUUUCUCGCCACCAGUCAGCAAAGAAAACGUAGAAGGACCCACAGCAGAACAACAAGAUGUUAAGAUUGCUCCUUUUAAGAAUGUAAAAACCUCCUGCCAUGCAGAUAAGAGUGGACUGGAAGCCAUAAGCAAAUCUUUCACUCGUUCUUUUGGACCCAGGAUAAAAUCAGCACUGUCCAAAGUGUUCAAAAAACCGCCCCCAGGUGUUAAUGCGGGACGAGUCCCCAAGCCUCUGGGAAGAAUAGCAAGCAAAUUUUACUGCAGGCAAAGACGAGAGAAGAACCUUAAAGCUAACAAAAUGAAUCACAGAAGAUGUGCCAUUAAACCCUCCGUCUCAUGUCAGGAGCUCGACCAAAGGGGUCCGCAUGAAGACAUCAGACAAAGGCGAUGGCAUAGCACCGAAGCUCUGUGGAACAAAACCAGCAGAUGGGUAGAAAUGCAGCAGGGACUGGAUGGGUGGGAAGAAGAGCUGGAAAACAAGGAUGAAGGAGCGUCAGACUGCGAGAGCCUUUUAUCCCUUGACUCUCUGUCUUCUGCUUACGCAGCGGCCCUAGCAGAGAAGCUGAGACGCGAGCAGACAGUUCAAAGUGAAGCAGAGAGCGAAGACAGUCAAAUGUCUGAAGAUUCAUUGACUAUGGAGAGCAGUGAAAAAUUCUCCACAGUUCGAAGUGUUCACCAAACAGUAGCACCAACUUACUCGCUGGUGACAGAUUUGGCUCAUUCAUGCAAACAGCUCAAGACCAGUUUUGAAGGGGAAAGCUGUCAAAAAUCUCUGCCGUUGCCAUCAGAGGCGUUUUGGAGCCAGCGAAGCUCCCCAAAGACGACACAAAGUGAUUCAGCAAGAAGGCCUUCUGAGAGCUCAGUGUUAUCAGAUCCUGCUGGGAAGGAGGAUGCUGUACAGAAACUGGUUGAAGACUUUGGAAACAUGCAGACCACUUCGACCUGCAGCCCACGCUCUCUGAGCAGCUGCAGCGUGAGGGAGCCUGAAAACCAGCUGAUACUCACGGAUGCCUGGUCCUCCACUGAUGCAGCAGAUAGCCCCAGGAUUUACAGGGAGUCUCUGCCUCUCCAAAGAAAAAGGCUGUUCAGACAUGCGGAGAGCAGCAGCAGUCCCAGUCCGAUUAGUAUGACUCUCUCUGACUCACACAGCGGAUCCGGCAGCUUUAAUUCUACAACGAGCACUGAUGGUGUGAACAUGACAGUGCAGGAAUACAACCUUGAGGUUUCAAGAGAUUCUCAGGCUCCAUUAACACCAGGAGAUUCUCUAAAUCCAGGUAAUCAGAGGGAUGAAGCACCCGGUACAGAGCAGGUCCGGCAAUCAAACUCAGUGGAUAAUACUUCAGAUGAUAGCUUCAGCGAGCAUCCUGCGUCGUUGCUCACAUCAAAUCAGAUAAUUUGCUUGCCAUUCUCGCAAAGUCCCCAAGCCACUCAAACAAAAUCAAAUUCGAUUCAAGUGUUUCAAGAUGCUUUGGAAAUGGAUGCUGCUGACAUUACAAUGUCUUCUGACAGUGAAACUCCUGCUGCGUGUUGUCAAACAGUAUUGCACUUCUCUUCAAAGCCGACAAACCAAAUUCAAGUAGUGAAGGUGUUGCUCGCAGCUGCAAGUCCUCCUAAACCUUCCACUCCAGAGGAUCCAGCGUGUUACCUUGAGAAUGGAACAGAAAAGUCGGGAGAUGUACAGGAGUUAUCUGUAAGAAUGAGAUGUGAAGAUGUAACCCUGACGGAGGAUGAAGCCAAAAGCACCGACCAAUCCAUCGCUCUACAGGAGGAUGCUGUUAAAUCGACCUGUAAAAAUUCCAGGAAGAGGAACAAAGACCAGCAAGACACUUUAAUAGGGAGUCUAAAAAUUCCUAAAAGGAGCAACAGAAUGGAGAUGGUUACUUUCUGCCUUCCGCCAAAUGAAUGCCAGGAAGAUAUUUGGCCUGACAACAAUACUACAAGUGAUUCAAAAGAGGAGCAGUCGUCCUUAGAGGAUGGGUGCCCUGUUUUUGAUUCUGGUUUUGAUGGCAGCAUGAAAGUGACACAAAAUAAGCUGGCUUUGGUGACAUUGCCAAUUUCUGAUCCCACAAGUAAAACACUUGAACCAAGUUGCCAGAGCCUCCAGGACUCUCAGUAUGAACUCAAACCUGGAGACAGAAGGUCACUGUCUGGCACAUCAGUGGAGAAUAGUAAGACAGCUCAAAAGGAAGCUGCUACGGUGACAGAUGCAGCUGUGACGGCAAAAUGGGGAAAUGACGAGAUUGAUAACCACAAAAAAACUACUGAAAAUACACAACCCCUGUCCAAGUCUGACGCUAUUUGUAGUGCCAUUGAUCUGAGAAUUUCAGAAGUGGUGAAAGAUCGUUUGAAAUCGUCACUGUUGGACACUAAUUGUACCCAGAAGAGCCAAAGUCUGAAUGCCUUGUCAUCAUCUGCAUGUCAUAUUAAUAGUCGCGCCUCUAAUGCAGAUGAACACAGAUGGACAGAAAAACAGCUGGGAGAUGAAAGGGGUAAUCAAGUGAAAAAAGGAACAAAGCUCAGUGGACACCCUUCAGUGGAAAACAUGACAUGCAGAAAUACAGUGGACCAAACUGAGCACCUGGCAUCAGAUGUGCAAGAGGGACUGAGGAUUAGCCACGAGAGCUGCAUGCUUAAACACUCCGCAAGCCAAAAUACCCAUAAUGCUCUUGAUGGUACAUUAAACGCACCAGUACGCGCACCUUUUGUUUUCCAAAGCUCACCUUCAGACGAACAUGACAGCACAUCAACUUUCAGUGUGAACAUCCAUGGAGGAUGUGCGAACCCUGGGAAUCCCACAAUGCAAGACGAUAGUUCAUCCUCAGUGAAUGAUUCUUCCUCAUCAAUAACACGUGCUGUUUCUCAGCCCAUGAACCAGCUAAUAACUUCAUUGUCUCAAAAAAUAAAUAGGUUUGAUGAAGAUAUUACUUCAUGUCUUUCUCCAGCCAUCAGUAAUAUUUUCACAGAAAGUCUUGAUAGCCAGAUGUGUUCAGACUCUGCUUGGAAUGCUCACUGCGUGUCUGAGCCUCCUGAGCCUGCAGCUCAGCAUAUAAACUCGCGGCUUCACCAGAUAAGCCAUCAAGCGCUUUUUGUUCCAAAAGAAAGCUCUGGCUGUACUGUAAAAGACAAUGAGGCCCUGAAAGAUGGAUUCAGCAUUAAAGCUGAAAACGGUUAUUUAUUAAAACAAAACUCGGCAAAAACAAUUCAGCAAUAUCUCCAAAGUGGUUGUGAAACCUCUUCAGCUACGAUGCUAUCAGAUGAAGACAGACUACAUCAACUCAGAACAGAUAAACGCCACAGGAACCAGAGUACCGUCACACCAGACUUUGAUGAGGAAGCUGAACUGGACCCCACACCAGGAGGAAAACCUUUGAUCAGGGUACAGAAUCAGUUCAGCUCUCCUCAAACAACAUCCAAAAACUUGACUAACAGUGUUGUGGAAAAUAUGGAUUACAGCCACAAGUGCCAAAAUCUAUCAGAUUUACCAUGCGUAUCUGAGAAAGAUACUCAAACUGACAGCAAAGGAGAUUGUGGAAUGAAAAGUGAGACAGAGGGAAGGACCCAUCAGGUCCUCCCUCAGGGUGAUGCACUGUGGGCAGAUUGUAGAAGCAUGUCAAGUUUGGUUCAAGAAGACAGAAUGCCACAGGAAGACGGCAUCAAAAAUAAGAAUGGCUGUAAAUCAGCAAUGUCUAAAGAAGUGGCAACGUGUGGUACGCAGUGUAAUUCUGCUGUUACCUGCAAAAAAUCUAAGACGAAGAGGGUCAGAAAACCUCUCGUCAGGACUUGUCUCAUUUCUUCCUCUGAGUCUUCUUUCAAGUCAUCAGACGAGGAUGACGAGGAUAACACAACUAUCAGAAUGCGCCACAGUGGGCCAACGUCAAAAUGGGUCAAACUGGGCGCUAGGCAUAAUGGUGAACAAGAAGUGAGAACCGUUAGAAGUAAAGAUGAAGAAGAUUUUGCUUCACUCUUAGCAAGUAAGUCUCAACUGAAAGCCGAUGCUGAAAAUGUUGGGAAAAAAGAUGUGAAAUUCAGUAAAGAUUCCACUCAAGAAAGAUGCGCUUUACCCCCUCUAGGUAAAAAGAACACUGAAAAAAUGAAUCCUCACUCAAGGAAAAGUGAACCACUACAAACUCCAAAGUCUCAGGACUCCCCCAUCCAUUUUGCCUCCAGUGACAUCAACCCUUUUUUUCACCAGCGGCAAGGUGAUGAGUCGAACCAGCACUGCUUUAAGAACCCAGCCUUCGGAAGCGCUGCGGACCUGUCCUGUAAAUCCCCACUGUUAGACAGCUCUGAAAAACACUUGGCGAGGUGCUGCAGUGUCGACGACGGUUUAAACGGGGAGAAUUCUCCUUUCAACUCCCACCUCAGCACAUAUGCAACCAACAAGGGGCUUUCCAGUACGCUCAGCAGUAUGGAGGACUAUAAAGAGCAGAGCACCAAAGCAUCGCAGCACACAGCCAGUCAACAGGCAAGUGUUGACGGACACAAGCUCGGAGCUGAUCCGAUGGUGAACGGUAGUUCUUCUAGCAGUGACGUUCCUGGAGGUUGUGGCAACAACUCCAGUCAGGUUGACGAAAUCGUGUUUGUCUACUCAUCGGAGCAAGAGUCCCAUGGGAGAGAAACAAGGAUAAGAAGCAAGACUACAUGUGAGCACAGUACCCAGACCGAUUGUGGACCCUAUGCAACCAGUACCAGAAUUUGUCCUCUACGAAUGAAGGACCGGCACAAAAGGAGCAACACUGAUGUUCUUGUGUCACAGAAACCCAAAGUGGAUAUCAAGAAAUCUCCAACGUGGGCCAGUAUGGAGAGCAUGUCCGCUCACCUCACCAAGCUGAUCGACAGCACCUCGGAUCUGCUGGGCGACGUACAGGGUAUGAGGACCGGUGAAGUCCGCAAGUCCAGCCCAAGGAGGAGUAUCAGCUCAGCAAAUUAUAGCAUCUCUUGCAGCGAGUCUGACUGCUCUAAAAGAGACUGUUCAACACAAACAGCUUCAGAUGUGGGGAUCCAGACUGAAAAAGUCUUAAGAUCAGCAGAGAAUCUAACACCUAGAGAAAACUCCACUUCUAAUGAAGUCAAUGUGAUUGUCAAAGUGAUUGGUUCUGAGGUUGUCAGUGUCUCUCAGGAGAAGAAUGUGCACUGUGUGGUCAAAACGAGAGCUUCCGCCGAUGAAAAGAUCCAGAGCAUGCCUGAUCUGAGGUCCAACCCCUCAGAGAAUGACCCCGUGAAAACACCCAGUGGAAGGACCACAGCCAGCUGUCAAAGACAUGUAAGAUCUGCUCCCUCUCGAGUCUCAAAGCAAAACCCAUCCAAUGUGCUGAGCCACAGAAGUACCAAAGUGCAUGCAAACACCCGCAAGACGUCAAGCUGUUGCCAAGAAAAUAACUCUCGUAAUGCAAACUGUCAGUCAGCGUAUACAAAGAGACAGACAAUCUAUACUGAUCGCGCAUCAUCUCCAAUUCUCACUGUGGGAACAAGGCUCCAUAUGAGGCACAGAGGAAAACAAUCAACAGUUCCUCUUUCAAAUUAUAAGGCUCAUAAAACAAACCAUCUCUCUGAGGAUGACAGUCUUUCUGUUCCCUCUAUUUUAGAUGACAUUCAAAUGCUCAGACAGGAACGUGAAGCUUCCAGUCCUCAGUCAGAAUCCGUAUCACUUGAGAAGGUGAGUGACAUGAGUCGCUCAAGCCCUAAAGGAUCGAUUGAUUGCUCCUCAAGCCUUAGUUCAUCACUGAAUGGAUACACAGACACUCGUGAGGGAAAUUCAAAUUAUUCAAAGAGGGAUGGCCACCAGACGAGUUUCAAAAAGCAAGUGACCUCACAACUGUGGAGAACAACUUCGACAAGAAACGAUUUGAUGUUGCAAAGCCAAAUGUCUCCCUUAUUAAGACUGACUGGUGCACAGAUACAACAGGAGUUUAUCUUCCCAGGACCUCCAGCUGAUUCUGACAAUCUUCGCAUAGAUUCCUCCAAGCUACACUCAGACAGUGAGAAGACCGAUCCUCCUCAGGAGGAUGACCAGCUGUCAGUGUUAUCCAGUGAGUGCAACACCGAUGUGCUUGUGAGCAUUGAACCUGUCACCAGUGUGUUUCCUGCUAAAAACCACCAGACAGUCCCAGACGACCUCCCCAUGCACAACAAAUUCACCAACUGGUCCGGUGUCAAUUACCCACAGCGCUCAGUCAAACAGGCCACGAUGGUCUCACCUGAGCACAGCAGGAGCAGAGACUGUGGAGAAUGGGUCGGGAUGGAGAGCUUUGGUUUCAGUGUCGAGUGUCCGGCACAGAGCGACAGGAAAGCAAGAGAGAUCGUGAUGUUGCGACAGGAGAGAGAGCAGGUGAUGGCAACGGUGAGCCUCAACAUGAACCCGACGCCCCUGACUGUGGAGCUGACGGAGGCGAAGCUUCACUACGGGCUGGGAAAGACCGACGCGAUGUUAAGGAUGAUGUCCCCGAAGUCCAAUGACAAGUCGAACCUGCAAACGUCUGCUCCCACCAAGCAACAGCUGUAUGAUCGUCACCGGAAGAGUAUCAAGGGUUUGAGGCAGGAGCGGGAGGAACGCCUUCAGACUUAUAGAAGAGCUCGUAGCCUGAGUCCUGGUAAACACCCUCACUCCUCCUCUCAAGAUCCUGUUGCUGCCUCCAAAGUAUCAACAACUACACCAAGCAGGCAACAGGAAUACUUUCAACAACUCCGCCAAGAGGUGAUCGACAACACCAGAAUACCAGAUCCUCCGAAGGACGACCAGUACCCGUCUGACAUAGAGCAGCUGCUGCGUGACUACAGCCGAGCUCGGGAAGAAGCCAGGACAGAGAUCGCAAAGGCGCGAGAGCGACUGCGAGAGCGGACGGAGCUGGAGAAGAGGAGGCUACAGCAGCAGGCCGCCUCUCAGGAAGUCAAGGAUGACCUGAGGCAUCGAACAAGAAUCAGCAACAGCACAUUGUGCACAGGAUCCAGUCUGAGUCUUUCCUCUGGACCCACAUCGGGCUACAACAGUGGUAACACCACCCAGCUACAGCAGAGCAGCAGAUCAGUGCUGGCAGGACAGAUCACGGGCAUCCAGGGCGAGGAGCUGAAUAUCAGGACACGACCUCCUAUUUGUGGUCCUCAUAGUGUGAGAACACAGAGAGCCUGGCUGUCUGCUCAGGAUGUUCACCAGGAGCUUCCUGUCAGUCGGUUUGACCCACUGAUGACGUCUUCGCCUUCUGCUCCUACACGCCAGCGCACCGCAUCGUUUGGCUCCUCCUCUUCCAUAUCUACAACCUAUCAGGACAUCACGUCCGGUCUCCUGGGCCGAGCUCUGGCUGAAGUGAGACUGGCCUCUUCUGGGGAUUUGAGCAACCUCAUGAUGGCUAAAGCUGCAGCCGGCUGGAGGUACCAAGGAGAGGAGCGAGGAAUCCAGGCUUACUACAAGCCCUCCUCCAGCCGCUCUGUGCACAGUUUCCUGGGGGUUGGCGAGCUGUCCAGACCCCUGGAUCGCCUGUGGAGCGUCAUCUGCCAGCUGUCCAGGAGCCACAUGUAUAAUCAGUCCGUCCGUUCUGUGUGGACACGACCACUAGAUGACAGCACUCAGCUGGUUUACAUUCUGACAGAUCCGUCCACCUGUCACCUCAGCCAGCCGCGGGACUUCUGCUGCAUCAGCACCGAGUCCAAACAGGGUGGCCUGCACGUGCUGGCAAUGCAGUCUGUGUUUGAGGAGUCGCUGCCGCGUCCCAGCGUGGACGCCGUCCGCGGGGAGAUGCUGCCCAGCUGCUGGCUUCUGCAGUCGGUUCGGCGUAACGGUGCAGAAGCCACCAGAGUCGUCUUCCUGCUGCAGCUCGACCUCGGCACGCCGCCUUUUCCUCCUCGACUCCUGAACGCCGUCGCCAGAAGACAAGCGGCCGUCAUCGCCGAUCUUGACGCUUUCCUGACUCCACAGGACUCAUGAACAGACAUUAGCUUCGAGCACUUAGACUAAACUGGCUCCAAUAUGGAGUCAGGCUUCUUUUGAAUUUGCACCCAGAAUGUUAUUUACUUGACUUUUUUAACUUUAAGGGCACUGUUCUGUUUAUAUGAAGUCACAAAGUUGAAGCAGCUUUUUUUUUAUAGGAAGUUUUUGUUUAAAAUAUAUAUCUAUAUUUUUUUUAAUUGUACAUAAGCAUGAAUGCUUUUGACCAUCUUUGUUUUGUUUUUUUUUUGUUUUUUUUUAUUACCAAAGACUUAUUCGAAGCUGGCAUUACUAAUUCUUUAAACUACAUAUAGGUGGAGACCACUUACAGGGAGCAAAGCUUGCCAUCUAAUCCUUUAAUUCAAGCGAUGAACUAGCUUAAAAAUUCAGUUUCACCUGGAUAGGUAGAAGCACAUUUAGCAUCUCUUAAAGCCUGUUGUCUUAAUGGUAAUUCUACCAUUUAAUACCAUUUAAAUAUACGUUGAAGAGGUGUCCAAUUGAAAUGAUAAUUGAGGAUUACAUUCUUCUGAUGUAUUUCCCACACACGAGCAACCCCCCCCCCUCAGAAUGCAUACUACCCAUCUGUUACAGGCAGAUGAAGACAAUUCUCUUUGUGUUUAAUACACAUUUAUGCAUGUGUGCAAUGCAAAUUAUACAAAUAGCCAAAGUAAAUUUACCAAGUUGUUCCUGUCUGUUCCAUAUUUCCUGCACACUGUAUAUUUUCCUACUUGGUAGCUUCAGUUCAGCAGAAAAUAGUUUAAUUAUCCGUCCAACAAAGACAGAUUUUGUAGAUAUUUCAGCAUUCUAGAUCCGGAGGAAUGAAUUCGAUGCUCCUCAGUCUUGAAUUUUAUAUGUUUCAGCUCUAUGAGCUAUUUUAAUGCUGAACAGCAUUCUUUACAUUUAAAACAAACAAAAAAAAAAAAGAAAAAGUUGGCGUUAGGUUGGAAAGCCGUGAACGUUUUGGGUGCGACACGUCGAAGCUCGGACAGAUAAACUCUGAACCAGAAGACGCUGGUUCCUGACUCCAUGUUGAACAUGUAGCCUGCUGAAGACAUGGAAAAUGUAAAGUAGCUCCAGGGAUGAUGCUCUCGUAGUUCACGGUACCCCCCGAUUUACAUAAGCUCCUGAUAUUUUCACUCUUAUUUAUUUACUUCCUACUGCCUCCUGUUGGAAAUGCUGUUGAAUGUGUUUUACAGUGCAGACUGUUUCUUUGUUCUUCGUGGUGCUCUUCACAGCUGCUUGCACACAAAACGUUCUGUUAAUGCAUAUGUAUUAAUUUUUUUUUUGCAUGUUGAAGUAGAUUUAGUGUUGUGCAGUAUUGAAACUAUGCAGAGGCUGAUCAAAGGCAGGGCUGCUCUCAGUCGACGCCGGGUCACCUGCGUCUGGAUAUGAAGCCAUAUUAGUCACAGCUGAACCAGCCCAGGGUUCAGAAACACCAAAGAGAAGGAGAGCGGUGAAGUGAAGGCAACCUUUGCUCUGUUUUUGUGUAUAUCUAUUAAAGUGCCUAUUUUGUGUG
Messenger RNA from Salarias fasciatus (jewelled blenny), 12361 nucleotides. It is a transcript of the gene stard9, whose product is annotated as StAR-related lipid transfer (START) domain containing 9. Lineage: Eukaryota; Metazoa; Chordata; Actinopteri; Blenniiformes; Blenniidae. The transcript is spliced from 32 exons. The record is from RefSeq and is a predicted model, not a curated record. Gene Ontology annotation, molecular function: microtubule motor activity; ATP binding; lipid binding. Gene Ontology annotation, biological process: microtubule-based movement. The coding region runs from base 88 to 10845 and encodes 3585 amino acids.